Messenger RNA from Talpa occidentalis (Iberian mole), 1185 nucleotides. RefSeq names its product olfactory receptor 2A5-like. The coding region runs from base 1 to 933 and encodes 310 amino acids. Gene Ontology annotation, biological process: G protein-coupled receptor signaling pathway. Gene Ontology annotation, cellular component: membrane. The transcript has a single exon. Gene Ontology annotation, molecular function: olfactory receptor activity; G protein-coupled receptor activity. Lineage: Eukaryota; Metazoa; Chordata; Mammalia; Eulipotyphla; Talpidae. The record is from RefSeq and is a predicted model, not a curated record.
AUGGGGGUUAAUCAAUCAUGGUUCCCUGAAUUCAUCCUGGUGGGAUUCCCACUCAGUGCAGACAUGGAAGUGCUUCUCUUCUGUGUCUUCUCCCUGCUGUAUGUCUCCAAUCUGCUGGGAAAUGGCAUGAUCUUGGGGCUCAUCUGGCUGGACGUCAGACUGCACACCCCCAUGUACUUCUUCCUCUCUCAUCUGGCCAUCAUUGACAUGUCCUAUUCUUCCAGCAAUUUACCCAAAUUGCUGGAAAAUCUAAUGAAACACAAAAAAACAAUCUCCUAUGGUUCAUGUACUGCACAGUUGUUUUUGUAUUUGACUUUUUCUUGUACCGAGUGUAUGAUUUUGGUGGCAAUGUCCUAUGACAGGUACGUGGCCAUCUGCCAACCUCUCCACUACACCGUCAUCAUGACCUGGAGACUGUGCACAGUGCUGGCCAUCACUUCCUGGGUAGGUGGCUUUUUACUGGCCUUAGGAAAUCUAAUUUUCUUUCUGAGAUUACCCUACUGUGGGUCCCCGGAGGUGAAUUUCAUUUUCUGUGAAAUCCUGGCUCUCCUCAAAGUGGCCUGUGGGGACACUUGGAUCAACAAAGUUUUUGUCCUUUCUUCUGGUUCAUUUAUCUUACUUGGACCCCUUUCCUUGAUGAUGGUCUCUUACAUGCAUAUCGGCUUGGCCAUCCUGAAGAUCAAGUCAAAGGAGGGCCGCAGAAAGGCCUUCUCCACCUGCUCCUCCCACCUCUGUGUGGUUGGCUUCUACUUUGGCAUUGCCAUGAUGAUUUACUUGGUCCCAGACAAUGGUCACCGAGAUGAGCAGAAGAAAGUCCUGACCCUUUUUUAUGUUCUCUUCAACCCAUUGCUGAACCCCCUUGUUUACAGCCUGAGGAAUGCUCAAGUGAAGGCUGCCCUCAAGAGAGCAUUGCAGAAACAGAGGCCAUCAUGAAGGAGGGUAGAAUUUUACAUAGUUGGUAGUGCUCACAUGCGCUUGCUGCCACACUGAAACUCAAGAUCAAUGAUCAUACAAUGGAGAAAGAAAAGUCUCUUCAUCAAAUGGUGUGGAAAUUGGACUGUUUCAUCUCAACAGAAUGAAACUAGACCAUGAUCUCGUAUUACAGGAAGCUCAAAAUGGGUUAAAGACUUGGAAGGAGGACCUGAAGCCAUAAAAUAUAUAGAAGAAAACAUAUAGACCAACAUU